Molecule: messenger RNA, 1191 nt
Organism: Drosophila navojoa
Lineage: Eukaryota; Metazoa; Arthropoda; Insecta; Diptera; Drosophilidae
Source: RefSeq, a predicted model, not a curated record
CACAACAACAGAGUUCACUAAACGGCUGGAAAAAUCAUAAAUUAACUCAACAAAGAGUCAAACACUAAUUUAAUAACAAAUCGCAAUUAUACGCAUAAAUUGCACAAGAUAUGAGAAGAGAAUUUCGAGGCUAAUGAUACAAAGGUAUAUUGAGGAAUACGGAGGUGAUAAUUACAACGACGACACUCGCGUUCCUUCCCGCAAAGCCACUUUCGCAAGAUCUGUAAAGAUGAGUCUACGCACGCGCGCCCUUGUGUUCUCUACAUUCUUUGGCAGUUGCCUGGCCAUCGGAUUGCUGUUGACCAGUAUGACGACUAAUCACUGGGUGCGCGCCUAUCCGCGGCGCACCAAUACUACAGAAGCUAAGGGUGACGUCAAUUUUGGUUUGUUCUAUGGUAACCAAAACUUGAAUCCUGGCUUUGGAGUACGUAACAACCAGGUUGAUGUUUACUCCUUCAUUCGCACCGAGCAUGGUGACACUAGCUUCUGGCUCUGGUUGCUUACAACACUUGGCACGGGCUUUGGACUGUUGGCAUGCACCAUAGCAGCCAUAGCCGCUGUGCUGAAGUCAGCGUCAGCAGCCAAGAAAGGCGGCACCAUGCUGCUCCUGUUGGCCUCAAACAUGGCAGCGGCAGGUGCACAGGUGGUUGCAUUCUUGGCAUGGCUGGUGCAGUUCUAUCAGUAUCUCAUUCACAAUGUUCUCUUAACGGAGCACCAGCAACAGCAUUGGUACAGCACCGGCCUGGCCCAUCUGGGCUACAGUUUCUAUCUGGUUGUUAUUUCGACAAUUGUGGUCUUCAUAAAUAUAACGAUUCUGCUCUAUGCAAGACGACGCGAACAUCGUGAUCGCCAUCGUUCGGAGCCGCUGGGCAAAGACAAGAAUCAGGCGGCCAUAAUGCUCUACUAGGCAGAAUGCUGCAGCAAGUAUAAUCCAAAUAUAACCUCAAAUGGAAAUGUUCGAUCAAGCGAUGCAGAAACGCGCACCACGUAAUCUCAGCGGCUCAAUUGUUUGUGCCUUACUUAAAGAUGCCCCUUGCAUGCCACAAUAUAUAUAUUUCAUUUACACAUAUCAAGAUAUAUGUAUAUAUAUUUAUAAAUACAUAUAUGUAUUUAUCGUAGUCUAUAAGCCAACAUUCAAAUGUAUUUAAGCUAAGUCUGAUUAGCACUUUGAUUGCACAACAAAUGUUGAAG